UGCGAGCGGAGGAGGUGGAGGAUGGGAAGGGGGAAGGCUCGGGUGGCGUUCCAUGCAGUGGGCUGCGGAGAGAGCUCCUGGAUUGCCUGAGAGAAAGUGACUGUGUGAAAAUACACGGCAUGUCUCCUCGCGAGUGUCUGCAAGACGGAGCUCCAGGCCAGAGGGCAGAAUGUAAUUCAUUCAGACUCGCCUUCUUUGAGUGCAAGCGUUCGCUGUUGGACAACCGCCAAAGGUUCCGAGGCAGAAAAGGCUACUGACACAGUCUGCACAGCAGUGAAACGUUAUAUGUGACGUCACUCGCUAUACACGCAAUGUUGUUACCGUGGUGUGUUAUCAAAAUGUGUGAAAUUCUCGUAUUCCGCGCGUGCGCGGAAGCCCGCGGAUAUAUACGGCUCGAUUACAAUUUUCGGUCAUUUCGACGAUUACCAGCAGGUAAGCAGCAAAGCUCUCGCGCUACCACGACCUUGUGCCUUCAGCACACUUCGACGACACUCGUUUACGAGUGACUAAAGUUUCAAGCCAUUCAACGCAAGACGAUUUGUCUGAGCGAAGUCCCCCCCAACGCCAUGGCCUUUUCGGAAUCCAGCCACCCCACACAGCAGGCAAACAGCCUGGUCUCCUUCCUCGACACGGCAUCCAAAACCAUCACCGGACUCAUGGGAGAGUCCAGCAAGGGAAACAAGAGGAAAGUCAACCACAAGAAGUACCUACAGAAGCGACUACAGAGAAAACCGGCCCAGCCGAAGGCGUCAAAGCAGACAAAGAGCAAAUCAGCUCAGCAGCUCCCACCUACCGCCUCGGCCUCUAAGGCGCGGGAGAUACCCGCCUCUGGCGCCCCAUCGCCGAUAGUUCACCACAACUCGUGGCCACAGCUACCCGGCUACUCCCAUCCAUCUUCAGUGGAGCCUGACAUUGACUUUCUCCUCCAACAGCUCAGCUCCUCUGCCUCUGACAUGCCACCCGUCAGUCGCCCAUGCUCGGAAUCUUCCUUUUACCCUCUCCGCUCCUUUGCUGGCCCCCAGCCGCUGCCCACGGUCCCACUAGAGAGCCAGGUCCUCAUCGCAGAGCAGCCCUACGGCUCUCCCUACACACCAUCCAACAGCUCCGUGGACGAGCUCCUGGACGACUCCGCCUAUUCUUCUCCAUGUAGCAGCAUCCACAGCUCCCCAGCCACAGCCUCUCUGGCCCAGGAGUGGCAGUGCUGCCCCGUCACCACCUCAGUGCCAGUCUGCCUCCCAUCCACCACCAGCAAUUGCUGGGGAAUUCCCCCAUCCUGCAUAGCCUCAUGUGUGGCAUCCACCAGCGACUGGCUCCCCAUGACAUCUUCUGCCAUCACUACUGCCUGUCCCAUGGACCAGCACCUGCCUCCCACUGUGCCACAGCUCUGGGAUCAAAUAAACUUCUGUGAACAAGUUCACUACUAACUUUUUCUGCCCUUUUUAUCUGCACACUAUACCCCUUUUGUCAGACAGGAAGCACCUUUUGCCUCCAUUUUGCUCUAUCAUAACUCUGGUCACUUUUCCACAAUGUACUCGUAGGAGGUUACGCAUUGCGCAUGCGCAAUGGUGAGUGAUGAAGAAGGUCCUGAUAACGGGAGCGUCUGGUUUGCUGGGUCGAGAGCUAUGCAGGCAGUUCAGGAAGGCAGGGUGGGAGUGUCUCGGUCUAGCCUUUUCACGGCUGGGGGGUGGACUAAUAAAAGUUGAUCUCUGCCAAAAGGACGAAGUUGAGAAGGUUUUGGAAGAGUUCGAACCUCACGUGAUUGUUCAUGCGGCGGCUGAGAGGAGACCGGACGUGGUGGCCAAGCAAACUGAGCAAGCUCGCACCCUCAACGUUGAUGCCACGGUACAACUGACUCAGCUCUGCCGACAGAGAGGGGCAUUCUUGCUCUACAUCAGUACAGACUACGUCUUUGAUGGAAAAUCGCCCCCAUACCUUACCUCUUCCCCUACCAACCCUCUCAACACGUAUGGAGUCACCAAAAGAGACGGAGAAGUCGCCGUGGCCAAGUACGAGAAGGGGGCAGUGCUGCGAGUGCCGGUGUUAUAUGGAGAGGUGGAGGAAGUGGGGGAGAGUGCAGUGACCACUCUACUUACUGCAGUACUGAACACCUCCCAGCAAGCCAGACUGUCUGACUAUGAGCAGAGGUACCCGACACACGUCCAAGACGUUGCAGAGGUCUGCAAAUGUCUCUGCAGCCGGCAGUGGGCGGAGCCAGGUGUGGGAGCGGGGGUGUGGCACUGCUCUGGGGAGGAUCGUCUGACCAAGUACUCCAUGGCUUGUAUCAUUGGUCGUGAGUUGGGACUACCCACAGACCACCUGGUGCCAGUGAGGGAGCCAACUGCCGGGGCCCCUCGACCUUACGAUUGCCGACUGGAUUGUACCUCCACCAGAGCUGCCUUCCCCACUUCCCAAACACCUUUUGUAUCUGGCAUUCGAAGCGUUCUCGUUUCUCAUGUCUCGAAAUAGAAGUAUCUAGGUGUAUGCUACCAGAGCCACUGGUGUGUAUGUGUACAGUGUGUUUGAUCUGUAGUAGUCAUGUUACACACCUCGUUCACUCUGUAAGUAUUUGUUAAUAAUGCUCAUGAAUUUUUGUACUUGUGGGACGCGCCUCUGUGCAUACUGCGGUCGGUAGCUCCAUACUUUACGACUCACAGAGGGGAUCGUGAGAAACAAGCAAUUGGCUUCUGUUGACUCCUUGUGUUCAGUGAGCGGUGGAGAAUGCCGGAGUCCCACUCGGAGACGGUGGCCUUGGCCGUUCGUGCAGCUACAGAAUGGAUGGAGGCUGCGACGGGACGGCGCUUCCCCCCCGACCGAACAUUCCGUGCGACUCUGGAGGACGGGGUUUUGCUCUGCGAGCUGAUGGACAACCUCAGUCCCGGCCUCCUUCGCCACACUCCUCAUCUUGUAAGUCUCCCGUCUAUGAAGACGUUCAGAGUAGAGUUUUGAUGUCGCCCACAGCGCAACGUGGAGAGAUUUCUGAUGGGCUGCAAGGACCUUGGGAUGAGCAACGAGCAGCUGUUUGAAGAUACAGACCUCAGGGACCCCAGUCUCCCAGAUCAGAGCAGGGAUAAGAGAAAGAGUUUGAAUGAGAGGCUCAAAAGUGUCUGUUUGACACUGUUCUGGUUGAGUCAAAUUGCCGACUAUUCGGGGCCUCAGUUGGAUCUUACACCGUUCACUGCUCUCUUCCCUGAUCACGAGGUAAUGCCUAGAGAGGCCCUCACUAGCGAAGAGGAGCAAACUGCAGACCAACUUCUGGCAGAUAUUCAGACUGCUGUGGACGAAAUGCUCAAGGACUUUCAGACAAACAACAUCUCCCCAGAAUCUACACCGCCCUCCUCUCAACCUCCACUCCACACUUCUUCCAGUGCAUCUAUAGACAAGUCUUCAUAUCAUCACUAUCAAGUAGAUAGUGAUCGUGAAUCAGUGGAAAUAGAGAUGAGGAUUUCUGGCGGAGGGUUUGGGUUCCAAGUGAGGGGUGGACUGGACACGAUGUCGAAUGCGCAGGUGGACAUGGUACUACCAGGUAGUGCAGCCGAGAAAGGCAGAGUCCAAUCAGGAGACGAGAUAAUUAGCGUUAACGACAGGGAUGUGACAGGUCUCAGACAUGCUGAUCUUGUUGCCACCAUUAGACAGGCUGGGAACGAAGGCUACAUAUCUCUUGGCCUCCUCCGGAUGGUGGAAGAGAGACCCAGCAAUCCUCUCCCGCCAGAGGAGGAGCUGACAAGACAGACCGCAGCCCUCAAGAGAAUGUACCCAAAGUCACACCAGUUACUGGACUCUCCGCUUGGGUCCACACUCACUCCUGUACAGGAGGAAGAGUUUGAACUUUCACCUCCGCUCCCUCCUCUGCCUGGAGAGUUGAAUGAGCCUCUGCCCCCGUUGCCUGGAGAGACCUCGACCUUUCACCCUCCGUCUAGCGACAACUCUACUCUCCCUCCACAGCCUGGAGAGUCUCAGGUAUCCCCAGCUCCCUACAUCUCUCCGCUGCCUCCUCUGCCAGGAGAAACUGGCCCCUCCCCCAUGUCCCCUGGAGUGGCAGCAGUGGCGUCAGCGAGAGAGAGUGUCAGAGAAAUGGAGGAACUUCAGCUGGCGAUGGUGCCGCCACCUGAUCCCUCUCCACCUAAACUACCCCCUCCCCCUCCCCAACGAUCGGAUCCUCCCACCUCUCCUCAAUUACCACCUCCAUUGGAAGAGGUGGAAGAGGAAGGAGCAGAGCUGACGUCAGAGGAACUGGAGGCAAUAGUAGAGGGCUUGGGGCGAGCUAGUCAGUCCUCUGAGAGAGGGGAGGGAGAGGGAGAGGAGCAGAGAGACGGGAAGAGAGACGAAGAAGAGGAAGAGGAAGAGGAGGGAGACGUCAAGGACAUACCCUGGGAACCAAAGGCACAGUGGGAGGACAACAAUGUGAGAGUGGGAGAAGGGGGAAGUGGGGAGAGGAAGAAGGGGAGAAUCUGGUCGUUUCUCGAGGAGAAGACGCGAGUUUCCAACGAGGAGAGAGCUCAGGCCAGCACCAGUAGUAAAUUACCAACACCUCCACGGGCUCCCGUCUUCAGGAAGCCGCCACCUCCAAAGGUUUUACCAAAGCCAGUGAGAAAGAAGAGUGUUGAGCAGCCUGUUGUGGAAGAAGCAGUAUUCAUUCCUUCUCGUGACCCCAACAUGAUAACCAUUCAGUCCACAUCAUCCACCGAGCCCCUCAACGUACGGCCAGUCAUGGCGGAGGAGGUGGAGCUACACGGAGACAUCAAGAUCCAGAAAGUUGCGCACACUCGCUGGACACCGCAGAAGAAGUCUCUGGAGCAGGUCCAAAAGACUAUCAGCAAUCCUGUCCAUACCCCGCCCACUGAAACCCCUCCCAAACCAUUAACACCGCAGGAAGGGAGGUAUGGAGGGGCCACACCCCCUGGUCCGGUAAAACAGGUGUCCAUGCCGCAGUUCCCUCCCCGAGGAGGGCAGCAGAAGGGGUCACGAGGUCAGCGACUGGCAGAGCAGACGCGAGUGAACCGGGCGCUACCAGUGGGGGGUCCUCCUCCAGCAGCACGAGGCAGAGUUCAGUCAGUUUCGACAGGAGCAGUGCAGCAGUUAAAUGGAGGAGCCAGUUACGACAGUCUGUCAAACGUGGCAAGAGAUAUCCAACACCAGAGCAGUCAGCAGCAGCAGGCAAAGGCCCGCAGUCGGACAUGGGGUCCCAGAGAGAGGAACAAGUUCACUGGCGGGCCCACCCAGCCUGCCCGCCCCUCCCUCGCCACGAUGAUACCUGACAUACAGCGACAGGACGGCCCCCAGCAGGCUUUCCUAGUGAGACCUGCAGACCCCAGCCUCCCUUGCUCCCUCUGCCACAGACCACUCGGCCCCCAGCCACCUCUCAUCGCAAUCCCUGGCCUGCACCUCCACUUCCAUCCCCAGUGCUUCGUGUGUCCGGUCUGCCACACCUACCUGUCUCCGCCCAGAGGCCACACCUCUACAACCGUGAUGGUCCGCAAUAUGCGACCUCACUGUCACUACUGCACCUCCAAUACACAAGGGGUGCAGGCAACCGAGUGCUGAGUAUACAGAGAGCUCUCCACUAAACCACAGACUGUACUAGUCCUCCAUGUAGCAUGCCACACUAUGUGACUCUUAAGAAAUUGACAGUCCCUUUCUAUAGCACAUACAAAACAUCACUUUUAACCCACACCCUCAGUCACAUGACCUAGUCACAUGACCUAGUCAAUAGUUACCAUGUUGUCAGUCUGCGGAUGGUGAAGGUGUAACUGAAGAACUCCCUUCAUCUGAGGCAUCUUCUCUAACUCCUGUAAUCAUUAUAUUAACUUUUGAGGGAGU
Molecule: messenger RNA, 5817 nt
Organism: Geodia barretti
Lineage: Eukaryota; Metazoa; Porifera; Demospongiae; Tetractinellida; Geodiidae
Source: the annotation of a GenBank genome assembly